ACAGCCCUAGAUAAGAAAGCCACCUCAAUACUCAGUGUCCCAGCCCCCGUCAAAAAAUCAUACGAAUCAAUUAUCAGGCGUUAUGAAGCUUUGGCUAUGGAAAACAAAUGGCUUAAUCAAGACGGUUCCACCACACAAGAAAUCGUUAUGAUUGGACGUACAUACGAACUGACCCACCUUCUCUUUUGGGCAGUCGCACUUACUGCAUUUUACGGCCUAGCACGUCUUGGAGAACUCCUACCAAACAACCAGGACGACGAAAGCAGGGUCUCAGCUCUAAGGGCACUAGGUUUUGAAACAACAGGAA
Racocetra persica is the source of this 307-nucleotide messenger RNA. Lineage: Eukaryota; Fungi; Glomeromycota; Glomeromycetes; Diversisporales; Gigasporaceae. The record is from the annotation of a GenBank genome assembly.